UCAGCUAUCGUAACAACAUGACCGGGCUGAAGAAAAUAAGCGUGCUGACCAUCGCGGUGGUCAUUCUGGCUUAUGUUUAUAAGACGUUCAUCCAGAAACCACUACCGCUCAAUUUUGGGGGCACAUUUCAUCCGGACUUCCAAGAAGUUGCAGAUCUUUACAAAUCCAAACUGAGAGCUGGAGUUGAACUGGGGUCGUCCUUCGCGGCUUAUUAUAAGGGGGAACCUUUAGUGGACAUUUGGGGAGGAUUCGCUGAUGUGGCCUUAAAGAGACCGUGGACAAAGGAUACAUUGUCUAUCAUCUUCUCCACGAGUAAAGGAGUCACCGCUUUGUUAGUGGCAUUGUUUGUAGACAGAGGAUGGUUGGAUUACAAUAAGCCAGUUGCCCAUUACUGGCCGGAGUUUGGACAGAAUGGAAAGGACAACAUCACAGUAGCACUGCUAAUUAGCCAUCAGGGAGGCCUCUCUGUUACCAAUGGGACAGUACCAAUGGAGUGGAUUGUUGAAAAACCGGAAAAGGUUUGGGAAUUUCUGGAAAAACAACGGCCAAUAUGGCCACCAGGCACAGGCUAUGGAUACCACGGCAUUACAUACGGGUUGUAUGUAGAUUCUCUUCUUACCAAGGCGGAUCCUAAACACAGAAGGGUGGAUAAAAUUUUUAAAGAGGAAAUAGGCGAUAAAUUUGGAAUUGAGCUGUACAAUGGUCUACCAAACCAUCUGUUUUACCGGGCAGCUAGACACGAACCUAAUCCUCUUUACGUCACUCUUUGGAAUGUUAUUACCUCUAUGGAUCCGGAGCCAUUAAGUUUAAUGAUGACCUUGGCUCUUUCAAAAAAUUCCCUUCUGACGCAAAUGUCGCAAUCAGGAACAGAUCAACUCCCAUCGGAUCUCUCCUUUAACACGCCUGAAUACAGCAGAAUUCCCCAGUCCUCGAUGAACGGGUACAGCAAUGCCAGAAACUUGGCCAAAUUGUUUGGAAUCGUCGCCAAUGGAGGGAAAACAAAGGAAGGGGUCUUACUUUCAGAAAAGGCCAUAGAAAAGCUGAAACGGCCUCUUACCAGCGGGAAAAGCAUGGACGGUGUCAUAAAUAUAGAAUUUGGUUAUGGAGUAGGGAUCGGUAGAGACGAUAAGGGGAAUGUAGUGUUUGGACAUGACGGUGCUGGAGGUCAGUCCGCCUUUGCAGACCCCGCCCAUAAGACUGGGAUGGCCUACGUCACUUCCCGACUGAAGAGUAUGACCAUAUCUGGUGACAAGGAUUUUCUGCAAUAUAAAGCUGCAUAUUAUCGCUGCCUGGAAAAGUAUCUACAAAAACACAAAACCUAGGACUGACUAAAACUUAGAAUUUCAUAUAAUUAUUUACUCCUAAUGAGGAACUUAUUGAUUACGGGUUAUAUUGAUUCCUUCUUGGAGUUUCAUCUUUACAUAUCUUUCCUCUUUUCUUUCUUUUUUUUUUUGUAAGCCAUUUUUUAUAUACAUAUAGGACUCUUUGUAUAUGGGUCAGACCCAAACUUAAGCUCUUGAUGAUCAGGUCUUGAUAAUAGAGUUUUUUCAAUCAAUGCCACCUUUAUUCUAAGACAGAAGGCGUGCACCAUUUGAGUAAAUUGUAAAU
This is a messenger RNA of Saccostrea cuccullata (small rock oyster), 1608 nucleotides long. RefSeq names its product beta-lactamase domain-containing protein 2-like. The transcript is spliced from 8 exons. The record is from RefSeq and is a predicted model, not a curated record. Lineage: Eukaryota; Metazoa; Mollusca; Bivalvia; Ostreida; Ostreidae. Bases 18 to 1322 code for a protein of 434 amino acids.